Messenger RNA from Aspergillus campestris IBT 28561, 879 nucleotides. Its product is annotated as DNA 5'-adenosine monophosphate hydrolase. The record is from RefSeq and is a predicted model, not a curated record. Gene Ontology annotation, cellular component: nucleus. Lineage: Eukaryota; Fungi; Ascomycota; Eurotiomycetes; Eurotiales; Aspergillaceae. Gene Ontology annotation, molecular function: single-stranded DNA binding; single-strand break-containing DNA binding; mismatched DNA binding. The coding region runs from base 1 to 879 and encodes 292 amino acids. Gene Ontology annotation, biological process: single strand break repair; double-strand break repair. The transcript has 2 exons.
AUGGCCAGCGAAUCACCCGGUCUGGAAGCUGAAGUCGCCGAGUCCUCAAAUACGAAGGGCCCUUCAGUACCGCCGCAGGGGACGCCGGCGAAGCGAGAUGCCUGUCUCCAUCCAGUCGCAGAACUCCUAGCCCCAAAACCCAAACACCCCAAACAAGAACGCGAUGCCUCCUCAACCGACCCCACCGCCGCAAAGGGCAAGAAGAGAGCAGCAGCCUGCGGUCCCCGCGACGGCCUAGGCGCCUACAUCGCCAACCCAGACGCCUACCCAGCCAACGUCGUCAUCACCCACAACGCCGACUUCGUCACCAUCCGCGACCUAUUCCCCAAAUCCACCCUCCACCUGCUCCUCCUCCCACGCGACGCCACAAAAACCCACCUCCACCCCUUCGACGCCCUCGCCGACCCGGCCUUCCUCGCAAAGGUAAAAGCAGAGACAUCCAGACUCCGCACCCUCGCCGCCGCCGAGCUCAGGCGCAAAUACGGCCGGUUCUCCGCCCAGGACAAGGCGCGCCAGGAUGCGCUGAGCGUGGACCCGCCGCCGGAUACACUGCCUCCUGGCAGAGACUGGGAGCGGGAGAUCAUGUGUGGGGUGCAUGCGUGUCCGUCUAUGAACCACUUGCAUGUUCAUGUGAUGUCGGUGGAUAGGUACAGUGAGCGGUUGAAACACCGUAAGCACUAUAAUAGCUUUUCGACGCCGUUUUUUGUGGGUCUGGAGGACUUUCCUCUGGCGGAGGAUGAUGUCCGCAGACAUCCUGCGCGGGAAGGGUUUCUGAAGUGGGAUUUUGUUUGUUGGCGCUGUGGGCGGGGGUUUGGGAAUCGCUUUGCGGCGCUUAAGGCGCAUUUGGAGGAGGAGUUUGAGGAGUGGAAGCGGUUGUAG